AUGUUCUCCCUUCGACGUAUCCUCAGUGCUCCCAGCGCUCUCCGCCAGCUGCUCCCCUCUUUUUCGCGUCGAUCCUUCGCAAGCACCACCCCAAUCCGUCCUUUCUCGCACAUGAUUCAGAAUAGCCUCACCAGGCUACGCGCUUCAUCACAAACACAUAAUGCUGUCGCGGCCACAGUGGGUGCCUCUCGCCAGAUUGAGCAGGUUCGCGGAAUGAAGACUCGGUCUUCCGUCAAGCGGCUGUGUGAUGGUUGCAAGCCUGUGCGAAGGAAGAACCGAGUCUACAUUAUUUGGUAA
Messenger RNA from Penicillium chermesinum, 297 nucleotides. RefSeq names its product 50S ribosomal protein L36. Gene Ontology annotation, cellular component: ribosome. Gene Ontology annotation, molecular function: structural constituent of ribosome. The coding region runs from base 1 to 297 and encodes 98 amino acids. The record is from RefSeq and is a predicted model, not a curated record. Lineage: Eukaryota; Fungi; Ascomycota; Eurotiomycetes; Eurotiales; Aspergillaceae. The transcript is spliced from 2 exons. Gene Ontology annotation, biological process: translation.